UGAAUUGAACUACUCUGCCCCAUUAUCAGCAUAAAACAUGGAUCCAGAGGCUGCACGAACUGCACGCGAAUCUCUUGACCUGGCAUUCCAUAUGUCCAAUAUCCUCGAUACAGGUCUAGAUCGUCACACACUUUCUGUUCUUAUUGCACUUUGUGACCUUGGAGUCAAUCCUGAAGCACUUGCCGCUGUUGUCAAGGAGCUAAGAAAAGAGAAACCCUCAUUAUCAUCGUCGCUUUCUGUGGCUCCUUCUUCCUUGCCAUAAAUAAAUGGAUUUUUUAUUACUUUUAGAUUCCAUUCUGUCUAUGCUUGCUCAAAUUCCUUAAUCCACCCUGUUUGUCUUGUUCUUGAUCCGGUUAAUUGAAUUUCUAUAUCUGCUUUGCUUGUUAUUUUGUAUGAGCUUCAUUUGAUGUCUAGUGACGUUCUAGUGCAAAGUUGAUGAGAACAUGGAUUCAAUUAGGAACGUGUAUGU
Molecule: messenger RNA, 469 nt
Organism: Abrus precatorius (Indian licorice)
Lineage: Eukaryota; Viridiplantae; Streptophyta; Magnoliopsida; Fabales; Fabaceae
Product: mitotic-spindle organizing protein 1B
Exons: 1
Coding region: 38-262 (74 amino acids)
Biological process (GO): gamma-tubulin complex localization; microtubule nucleation by interphase microtubule organizing center; mitotic spindle assembly
Cellular component (GO): interphase microtubule organizing center; gamma-tubulin ring complex; centrosome
Source: RefSeq, a predicted model, not a curated record